This is a messenger RNA of Ambispora gerdemannii, 831 nucleotides long. NCBI's taxonomy places the organism in Eukaryota, Fungi, Glomeromycota, Glomeromycetes, Archaeosporales, Ambisporaceae. The record is from the annotation of a GenBank genome assembly.
AUGGAUAACGCAUCAAACUAUUCUGGUUCGGAAUUUAUAACUGUAGAGGAUGAAGAAGAACAGCGCCUCGAAAUUGAAUCCAUUUCUAGUGUUCACUCAAAUCGGAGUAAUGAAACCAGACGAUUUCAGUUGUAUAGUAAAUCAUUCUUUCUAACCUAUCCUCGUUGUGAUAUUGAAACUGGGGUUAUUUUGGAACAUUUAAAGGGUCUUUUUAGUAUGAAUUUAUUGGAUAAAUAUAUCAUUUGUAAAGAAGAACACCAAGACGGUGAGGGUCAUUUACAUGCUUAUAUCGUAUACUCAAGUGUAGUUAAUGUAAACAAUAUCCGUGCUUUCGAUUAUGAGGGAUAUCAUCCUAAUAUUCAAUCCCCUAAAAAUAAGCGAGCUAUUAUAAAAUACAUUAUGAAACAGGGUGACUAUAUAUCUAAUUUAGGUUCGUUAGAGUAUACAUUAGAUGAUGUUGUUGAUGAUAUAAAUAAGGGUGUUCGUGAGUUGAUUAUAGCUACUAAGUAUCCGGUGUUAUAUAUUAGACAUAGCACUGGAAUUAAACAGUUAAGGAAUGUCUUAUCUAAACGAAUUCGUAUAAAUCCAACGGUAGUUCUUCGGUAUGGUGACAGUAGUACUGGGAAGAGUACUGAUUGUUACAACAAUGUUCUACCGGAACAGAGAUACUAUGAGUUAGCUACGGAAGAUAAGGAUGUUUGGUUUGAUACAUAUGACGGAGAGGAAGUAUUAAUUCUUAAUGAUUUUUAUGGUUCUUUAAAAUAUAGUUUUUUUCUUAAAUUAUGUCGUGGUGAGUUAGCUAAACUUCCUGUAAAGAGUUCAUUUUUAUAA